Molecule: messenger RNA, 9531 nt
Organism: Acanthaster planci (crown-of-thorns starfish)
Lineage: Eukaryota; Metazoa; Echinodermata; Asteroidea; Valvatida; Acanthasteridae
Product: peroxidasin-like
Source: RefSeq, a predicted model, not a curated record
GAAGCCAAAGGCUUAAGCUCCUUCUGGAUCAACUAUGGCAAGUUUCUACCGAGCAUGAAAUGAACACAGGUGCUUGAAAAUCAACAUGAUAAAACCCAAAGAGUUUUUACUGUCCCCAGAUUUGCUAGGCACACACUCUCAACACUUAUCUACAGUUUUAAGAGUCUUGUAAAUGACAGAAGACCCGCAUUUCUACACUUAAUCUUUGGAUUCAGAUAAUUUUGCAGGGUUUGUUUGAGUCAUGGAAAACCUGGAAAGUCAUGGAAUUUAAUUCAUGAGAAAGAGUAUGAACUCUGUUUUGUGUGGCACAUCUUUGAGGUUUCGCAUUCGGCUGUUUGCUUUAAAACUUUUUAACGUCUGAUAUUGAUUUGAUGUGGUAUUUUGCAUCAUACUUUCAAACUACUCCAGAGAAAAGUUAACUUCCAGAAAACUCAUAAAACUUAUUAUCUGCAGGAAAAAAAUGGUUUUAUGAUGGUCUCAUUAAAAGUACUUAAGCCUCCUGAGAGAAAGAAAAUGGGCGAAGAAAACAGCUUUGUUGAACGAAGGUGAAGUGUCUUAAUUAAAAAUGUUGUUGAAUAUUAAGAUAGUUCGAGAUUGUUAUCAUCUGUAUAUAGUAUUUAUUGUCACUUAUCAAAGAGCGUCAUGGUUUACGAUAACGUUAAUAUUGUAUUCUGUGAAACAUUUGUAAAUAAAUUCUUCUUGUUGCAGUGCUGUUCUCUGCGUGUCGUAUUUGUCAGUUCUUGUCUGCAAAACGUCAGAGAGAUAUUUGUUACGCUUGUAACACCUAGCCUAAACCGGCACUUUACCGAAACCGGCAUGACCUCCCAUUCCCGUUAAAUUCCCUCCCGAGUUGAUAUCCUGGGAAAAAAAUAACACACGUCAUGAUCCAAUCUGGAACUGGUUACGGAUGAAUACCAAGAAAGUGAACACAUGGCAAAUGUUAUUGUUUUAAUAAGAUCACGGAAUUAGGGAUAGUCGUGGCAAGAGACAGAAAAAAGGCUACCUUCGACGGGAGUGUACUGACCGGUGAUGAACCAGAAAUUGGCAAAUUGGUGACAUUACGAUAAGGACUUUAAGGACAGACAUUUCGCUCUUCUGAUUGAGGGGUUAAUAUGUAACCUAGAUGCUUGAAUAGUUUCUAAAGACAAGAUACACUCCAAUUUUUCUCGAUGACGGUUUAUAGUGGAUUGAUUUCGAAGAUGAAAAAUGUAUGCAACGGUGUGCAAUUGCGUACAUUGGGAUUCCAUGUCGUCUACAAACCAAACGUCAGAAAGAUUAGAGCACUGUGCUCCUUGGUGUCCUGUUGGAACGAUUUUGUUUCAAAGAUGAGUCGGUUUAUUACUAGAGGAGGCACUAAUGAUGCGAAAUUUCCUUUGGGAUAUAACUGCUGGAUCUCUGCGGUCACCGGAAAUCCAAAUGUUUGGCGAUGUAGGAAAAUGCGUGAAAUGGCAGAUUUCAAAGAGGUCAACAAUUAACGUUCGCAAAGGACGGAAGGUGGAAAAGCCCUUUUUGAAGAGAAUGUUUAUUAACAAACAUCGUAGCAACUUCACCGAAUAUUGGAGGGAAAUGGUUCAUUUGACAUUUUUCCGGCAUUUUUCAAUCGACAUUAUUGUGCUUGUGCUGUAUCAUGCUGGUAUAAAUUCUUUUUAAAUGGCCAACUUGGCCAAAGUAGAAAACUUUAAAUUUGACCACUGGUUUCCUUUCAGAAGAAGAAAUUUUGAUUGAAUCAUUGUUUUCUCUAUUGGAUGAUCAUUUCCCCCCACAGUAUUGAGUAUUUACAUUUAAACACAUCUGCGUCACCUUGGAAUCCAGCCCUAUCAUCCUAGUUGCAGCUUCCGUAAACUAUAUCUCUGCGGUGACCAGAAAAAAACCGGAACAGGAGCAGUGUAGACACAGCCAAAGAGAGGAAACAGUAGGCGGAUGUGAACAAAAGCCUUGUCCUCUUAUAGCUAGAUAACCAAUCAGCAAAUCAUUGUGAUGUGAGAGGGUGCAUCUAAUGAAAAGUGGUGUGAAAUGCCAUUGUUUUAAGUUUAUGUGACUGAGCAGUUUUAUUUUGGUGGUUAACUCGAGUCACGUUGAUACUGAGCUGAUAUUUGUGAACUGUGUUAAUUGAAGAGUGAAGCUGUUUUCUUGUGUUUCGAUUUCACUGAUUGACAAACGCAUGAUGAUGGAUGCAACCCGGGUUGUAUCACCCAGUGUGCUGUGGGUUUUGCUGCUGUGUUUGACGGCAGUGGCGGCUCAGCCGAGGAUCGAUAUUGCUCCUCAGACAACCACUGUUGUCGCACGCGGCACUGUCAUCCUUCGCUGCAGAGUCAGUAAUAAGGGCAUGUAUACUGUCAACUGGAUAAAAUUUAACAAAGUGAUUAGCAACGAUGAUUCAAUUGUACCCGUUGCCGUCCCCUCUACCCGAUACUCCAUUGUAGGAGACCCAAACCAGGGGAACUACAGCUUGAAGAUUACAGAUAUUUUGCUUUCGGACGGUGCUUCUUUUCGGUGCCAGCUCCGAGCACCUGCUUCAGGAGGUGAGGACAUUGUCUCAGACCCAGCUACUCUUAUCGUCCAGCAUCCACCGGCAGAAGGUUACCCCCAGUGCUCCCCCGACUAUCAAAGCUUCACGGGGCUGCAGGUUGGGCAGCAGGUCAACUUCUUUUGUUCCACGGAGAGGGGCGAGCCGGCAGCACACUUGAAUUGGACCCUUGAUGGAGCUGAGAUCCCAGCCAAACUGACCGAGUCCACACCAGGUUUCAUUGGAUUGAACUUCGCUAGAAAUGUCACCACAGAAGACGACGGGAGAGUCUUCAUCUGUAUCUUGACACACGACCUCUUACCAGAACCGAGGACUUGUCAGGUAGGACCGUUAGAUGUAAUCUUCCCUCCUGUGAAGACCACCAUCAAACCUACACCUCGUGUCCCCAAGGAAGGCAGAACACUCCUCCUGGUUUGUGAAGCAUUUGCCAACCCCAUCUUAGAUAUGACUUACACAUGGUUCGUCACGCCACCAACCCCAGAGAUUGGGGAGAGGCAAGUAAGCAGAGUCAGUAGACUUCAGGGUAGCAUAUGGGUGUUAGGAGAUGUUACUCAUGAAGAUGAAGGCACAGUGGUUGUCUGUGAGGCUAGAAACAAUCUUGGAGCACUCAACGCCUCCUUUACGAUCGACGUCUUCAAAAAAACCACACCUCCUCCGCGCCCGACACCACCUCUUGUCGUCCCCACCAGAGGCCAACCACCGGUCACUGCUGCACCUAAAUCAGGAGUUCUUACGACGCCCUAUGUCAUCAUUCUCAUUCUAAUCGCAGUGGCAUUGCUCCUAUUGACUAUCGCUUUGGUCAUUUUUGUUGUGAAGAGGAAAAAGCAACCGUCCACUGCUGUCAUCACAGUGACUGAUUUGGACAACAUGCACGCUGACGUGCACUCCCUAGCCUCCUUCGGGAACAUUUCCCGUCAUGGCACGCCUUACCUCGACCGUGUCGACUAUGAACUCAACAGAAGUCGCUCUCACAGCAGGGACAUGUUCGACAGUGUCAGUCUGGACUCAGCCUCUGCUCUGGUACGGUUGCAAUCUCGCGAAUCCCCCACCCGUAGAAAGCAAAGCGUGGACUCUCUAGGUAAACCCCUCCGCUAUGAUCAGAAUCAUCGGGAGUACCGCAGCCCAAGCAACGGUUCUCCCACUCACCGCCCAGCCAAGCGUCUGGACUCCUCCCCCAUCAAGGAGCGCAAACUCAGCGAAUCGGCACACAGCCAAGCCGGUCGUCCCUUACCCAAGAUUACCGAGCCGGUUCAACAGAAUGAGUACGCUGAGGUGACACCAGUCGCUGUCCGUAAGAAAUAUAACGAGUCUCAGCUGUCGGUUACAUCUCCAGAGUCAGGUUUUGGUGAGGACGACGUACUCAUCAAACCUUUGAAUGGCGCUUAUCCAUCUCAGUCUUCUAAUAACUGUAACUGUAGCCGUAAGAUGUCCCAUGUCGAAGGAGAUAUUUAUCAGGCGGAAGCUAGAGACCAGCAAGCGGCGUUCAGUUUCUUAUCUCCGCUGUAUUUCCUCUACUUUGCUCGUCCCGUUGUACUUCGAUCGGGAAGAAUGUUGUUUUUCCUCCUUGUGUCCCUGGCGACCUCACCGCUGGUCUUCGCGGUGGCAGACACUCCGAAGUUUGUACUCCAACCGCGGGAUACGUCGGUUAUUUACGGUGAAACAGUGACUCUGUACUGUUCGGUCAGCGGUGAAGAAGGCGCCCAGUUUGUGUGGAUCAAAGACGGCAGCGUCAUCACUCGCGGCUUCUCCAUACUGACCACUGACUCACACCGGUUUUCCAUCGGUGUGACGGGCACUGGAAGCUACAACCUGGUGAUUACUGACGCGCAGGCUGGAGACUCGGGUUCUUACCGCUGUGUGGUGACAACGGGCGGUACCGGGUUGAUUUCUAACACCGCCAACCUUCAGGUUUGGUCUCCACCCGUUGUUGAGUAUCCUACAUGCUCCGGGGCGGGGUCUAACGAGGUAGCGGUCGGAGAGACAGUUACCUUGUCCUGUGAUGUAGAGGGAGGUAAUCCUAAGGUCCAGCUCUUCUUGAACAAAGGAGAUGUCGCAGUGGAGACCAGAGAAACCACUACAGGAAUAUCGUAUGACUGGACUGUGACGGAGUCAGACGAAGCUGCUGAGUUUGUUUGCAUCGGUACUCAUCGCUUCUGGGCAGAACCACGCACCUGUCGGUUCGGACCAUUCCAUCUCGUCCAUGGGCCACCUAGCCUGAAUCUGGUACCGGCUGAGACGACAAUCCAGGCCGGCCAGUCUGUGUCUUUCCUCUGCAGUGCCGAGUCGGCGCCCAGAGCAUCAUACACGUGGCUUGUCGGCGGCGAAGAGGUAGAUAGUAAUGGUGGUAGUACGGCGCGAAUGACGGUACACGAGGUCGGAAGUAGCAGCAUCCUCCUCGUACGCGAUGUUGGGAACGAGGAUCAGUCACUUCAGAUUAUGUGUGUUGUGAGUUCGGCAACGGGCACAAUGUCUGCUGGGGCUGUCGUUCACGUGGAGCCUGUCUACACUGCUGUCACUGGUCCUCCACCAACCCAAGAGCCAUCAUCCAAAGACAACGACAGUGACCAGGCAGAUUCAGACACCACCAAUGAUCGUACAUCCGCCGAAAGGAACGACGAGAAUGACAAUAUCGCCGACGACGAGCCGGAGAUUUACAAACCUGCCAACAUCAAUCUCGUCGUUGGGGGCGCCGUGGCUGGAGUUGGUGGUCUGCUCAUCCUGGUAAUAGUGAUUGCGUUGAUCUUUAGGCGAGGUCGGGCUUCCAGAAGCAGAGCGAGCAGAUCGACCGAGAAACUAGCAGUUGGUGCCCAAGAUGACAGCGAUGUCUACUUCCGAAGCCGCUUCGUUGGCAUUGCUCGCUCUUGGCUGUUCCCAGUCCACCGGGAUACACAAAAGGGAAUGGCAGCUUCUAUGGCAAGUCAACAAAAUCACCGAGAAUUUCCAGAUUUUCUGGCGGACAUGUUGCGACGUUGGACGGUGAUGGUCUGGUUGGUGCUUGGGUCUGUGAGGAUGACAACCCAGGCACUGACUUGGAUCAUCCGACCGGUAGAUGUUCUGGUCUUUGAAGGCCAACCUGUAACCCUGAGCUGCGGGAUUAACUACGCAUUAACGGGCUACGAUAAUCAUCACUGGGUGCGGCUAGAUCCUAAGAGUGACCAGCAAUCGUUUUUGACGGAGGGAAAGUACAUAUCGGCAGCGCUGAGCGCCGACAAACGCCGGAGAUAUUCGGUAACCGCUCAGACGUCGGCCAGCGGCUAUACGCUUCGAAUGAAUGACGCUACCAAAGCCGACAGUGGAUUAUAUGGCUGUUUGGUAUACAGCCGCACCAACGUCAACAGACGUUCCUUGUCCAAUUUUGCCCGAGUCAAGGUGGUGCCACGGGCUCUGCCAACGGGAACGCCAUUGUGUAAGGUAGAACCGCCCCACCCACAGCCAGGAACAUCAGUUCAGUUCAGCUGCUCUAGUACAGUCGAUGGAUCUAUCACCAGUCUGUCAUGGUCUCUGAGUGGGGAGCAGGUGGUUGCAAACAGCGUCCUAGCAAGCGAGAGAUCGAGCAUAACCUUCCGUAAAACACUUGGAGAUAUGGAUAACCAGGCUGUGUACACAUGCACAGAACGAUGGCCAGCAACUGGGGGCCAGCAAGCUUCCUGCAGCAUUGUGCCUUUUGACAUGCCGGUAAAUGUGUCAGUAAUUCCCUUGAGAGUACAAGUCGUGUCCGGUGAACCGGUAACAUUUACCUGCCAUGCAGAGUCGGUCCCUCCAGCCACAAGUUACAUGUGGUACUACGAGGGUCAUCCAGUCGUCGAGAGACCAGACCUCUUUGAGGUCCUCAAUGACGGGAGGAAGAUGAAGAUUUUUCGUGUCGUUGGUGAGGAUUUCUCAAAGUACACUGUGCGUUGCAAGGUCAAGAAUAUGUUAGCCAUGAAGAGAAGCGCCACCGCGUUCCUAGACGUGAUACCGCUGUCCCAAAGGAACGCCAUGUUGGAAAAGAAGCUCAAAAACCAAAGUAUCGACCACUCAAGGAACACGAGUAAUGCUGAGGGCGACAGUCACGUCAGACUGCAACCAGGUGGGGUGUACGACAGGACAUUGGUCACUGUCUUGAUAGCUCUGACCGCUUCGGUUGGUACGGCCAUACUGCUGGUCCUAGCCAUGGUGCUUAUUGCCUGCUUACGAAGACCGAUUAAACGACGGCUGAGCUCAACAGGAGAAAGCGACCAGCAACCGUUACAUGUCUCAUCCUUCCCCAUGAACGAGGUCACGUCAGCUGCCGGUUCUUCAACGAAGGCUGGAAAAAAUCGAAACGGAAAAAGACGACCGCUGUCUUCGUCCUCCUACCAACCGCUCCAGAGGGAUUUCAGUGUGUCUGGGGGGUCUCCUAUAACUAAGAAAAAAACAAUGCCAGUUCGAAAGAUCUCAUUACCAGCCAUACCUCAGAAACAUAUUAAGAGCGUCUCGCUUUACGAAAACGCAACACCACUCCGCCUGUCUCUGUCGGAAGGUUUGGACCGUGAGAGGGGGUCCAAAUCAAGCCGAAAAGGCCCAUUCGCUCCAGUAUCAAUUUAAGUCGCUACCAAAAUUAAGUCAUAAUUUCGACAGAAAUGAUUACAUGCACAUGUAUACGAACACUUCAGAACAUGUAAACACGGUAUAGGUAACGCAGCGAGGUAUGUUCAUGACCCUUUUCACUAAAUUCAAUGUUAUUUUUUUACACCCGCGGGAACGUCAUCUCAGCUAGCACAGUUUGCAUAUUAUAACCAUUGACCUAAGACUCAGUAUAAUUAUGUAUUCAUUAGCUUGUUCGUCAGAAUAUUUCAACCGGUAACUACUUUGCACUAAAUAAUGAAAGAAGAGCAGACUGAAAUUUGUUUUCUAAAAUUCCGAAAUCUAUGAUGUUGAAACUCAUUGUGCAGCACGAUACAUUUGUCAACUAUUAUUUGCCUCCAAUCUGGUGACAGUAGCCCCCCAAACAAACAAGAACAAAAUCGAGCAAAACUAGAAAUUGAUUAUGUAGAUUCGUCUCGCGUAAGGAUUAUAAAGGAGUGAAUAAGGUGAAGUAGGUUAAAUCUGUGGAGAAUUGUCCACUGUUGUCAUGUUGUCACUCGUUGAGGUUAGUCAUACCAGGCUUUGCGUGUCUUGAGAGGAUGUAUGGGAGGCAGAUGUUGCUGUUUAAAAACUGUUGUAAGGAGCCCGUGGUUAUCUAGAGGUAUUAGUUGAUUAUCAGCAUUCCUAUAUCAGCUUUGAAUGCAUGGAAAUCAUCUAAGGCUCAGUCUUUGGGGAAAAACACAAGGUCUCUGCCAACUAUGAGCUCAGACGCACUCCCUUUCGAUUGCUUGAAGCGCUAAUCAGGCUCUAAGUACGGGAUUCAGCUUUUACUCGUUUCCUGCGCUUUCUUUUUGGCCAAUCACUUUUGCUUUACUAGGAAUAAACGCACAGCACUGUGGGUAUAAUAACGUUAUCGUCAUUGGGUGUGUUUGACUAGCUUCCACGAGUUACGCGGGUUUAACCUCGUUUCCAUCGUCUCGUUUUCUUACACGAUGCAUACGACCACCCCGAGUCAGGGUUGCUUUGUGAAAGCUAUUCGAACGUACCAGCAAUGAAUACUUCUGUAUUCAGCAUACUUGGAAGUCAUCCCGUGGUUCACAGUCGUUGUAUGAAUUGGAGCUCAAGCAAAGCGGCUGUAACCAACCAACCUUUGGCAGGGCGGGGUACCGGUGACAAUCUACCCAUAUCUUGUGGGCGUUAUGGAUUUAGCACCGGGAAGCAGUUUAUCAUCUCAGACUAGCACUUGAGCUUGUGUAUGCCCGUCGCAUGCACAACAAAGGAUUGCAUACGUAUCUCUUGAGACAGUUGGCGUGCGUGUCAUUCUAUGGGUUGAGUCAUGAUAGCUCACAAUAGCAUUACUCACCACGCGGAGAAAAAAACGUGCUUCACUAUUGUCUUGCUUCCUUUCCUUUUAUCUGCUGUUGGUAGAAAAUCAUUCAAAUAAGGUACAAAUAUAGAAACGGGGUGUUCUGGACAACCUGGGGGAUCUGUUAAUUUUGUAGGGACUUAAAACUGUAGGAAAAUUUUGGGACGUAUCUGAAUAGGGCGAAUUACCAUUUUCAGUCUUCGGCCUCAUCUUCACAGCUCACGGGAAAGUAUUGCUAUGAAAUCUUCCUUUAAGACAAAAUAUAUAUCAGAAAAAAAACGGGUCAGUUGGAAUGGUAAUAUGUAGUCUUUUCCUGCUAAAUCUGGGCAAAGUAGGCAAGAGCUAAUAGAUUGGGCAAUAGGUCUGAUUUCCGUCUCACAAAUAAACAACUGCAUAUAAUAUAAAACACAAAUUAUCGGAUCUGUACUUGAAGAACUAAAAAAAAUCAAAAAUUAAAUCAUGUUCCUCAGUUACUCUAUCGGGUUUCAAGGAAAUGGGUAACCUAUCAUGAGUAUAAAUGACAGUUGUCAAGUGAGCCAAAUUUAUUGGAUGCACACAUAGUAAUCUUACGUUUUUUGACUGAGUCCAUGUUUUGUUUGAGGACUGAGUGUUUGUAAAGGUAUGUUGUAUAAAACAGUAAUGUUGACAUUGACGAAUGACUUCUAUUCGUGAUACACAUACUUUGUUGACUUAAUUUUCUUUCAAAGAAGACCGACCCUUAAAGAUCACUUGUGCAUAUGUUUUUAAAUUCCUUUUCGUUAUAUUGUCAGUUUUUAAAAUUGUGCUUAUCGCUGUCUUUAGUAUCUAUAUUAUGGUUUGUUUUUAUUAAUCCAAAAGACAUUAGACCUCGUUGGCAAAAAGGGAUAAUUAAUGUAUGGAUCGAUUAAAAACGUAGAAUUAAAUAAUUAAAUCUGAUAAAUAUGACUGAAAAUGAUCAUGAGAAUGCUGCGUUACAUAAACUUCUCUUCCCAGGUGGAAGGUUAAACAGAAUUACAUAUUCGAAGAUGUAUAUAAAUAUACGGUGUCAUCGAAAUCUAUAGAGAAUAUAUUUUUAAAUUUGUGUGUAAACAGAUAUACGCUAAUGUUUUAUUAA